AUCGAACUCCCGGGCAUGCUGACUUCUGCUGUCACUGAGAACUUUGGGAAGCUCACCCUCCUGCGAUUCCUUAUUGCCGUCAUUGUCACGGGCGCCCAGGCCAAGAAGGCGGAGGACGCCGAACCCACGAAGCCCCCUGCCAAGGCCAUAGAGGUGCUGAGUGAUAGCGAGUCGUCCGGUGACGACGACGAUGAUGAUGGCCCCCCGACCUUUGAGUGGACCACAAUCAUCACAAAGUCUUUGGUUGCCUCCACUCCAAAGCCUGUGGAGGAGACGAAAACCUCGCUCCUCACUGCACCCAAGUCUCCCGAGGACGACGAUGCCUGGAUCGACAAGCUAGCAAAGAUGGACCUCACCAACGACAGUCCAAGCCCUCUGUUUGUCAUGAUCUUACCAGCCGAGGAAGAUGGAUGCUAUUUCGUGGUGGUUCGCCAGCGCUAUCUCCCUCUCGCGAUGAACGUGCUCGACAACCUGCCGUCCUUUCUUCAGUUUCACCUUGGCGAGUCGUCGUUCCCCAAUUUCAUCCGCGUCAUCAAGAACUGGUCAGCUACCGACCUUGCCUACCAGAAUCGCAAGCUUCACAUUGAAUGGGUCCCGUCGGAACUUCGCUCCCGCUGUAUUGACGACCCUACCGACGAACAAGGUGAUCAAGUCCGUGACCCAAUGGACUUCCUUCUCUGCAUGGAAGACCCCGUAGAGAUUCUCGAGGGCACCCUCCACAUCGACAUCCACGCCAAACAUGUUCGGGACGUGGACGAUGGCCUAUCCGUGAUUGGUUACCUUGACGACUGGAACGAAAACCAGGCCCAACUCCAGACCGCUCUUCAGACCAUUGAGACUAUCACUGACGAGAGGAACAGUUUGAACCGGGACCUACAGUCCGUUCGUGACAAAUUGGAGGCAAUGAAGGCCGCCCACGAGGCAGCUGCUGCUAUGUCAGAGUUGGCUACAGACGUUAGGCCCAUUCCUAUGCUUACAGUGGACGUUCCUACCGGUCCACCGGGCCAAACACGCAUCAGCACUACUACACUACUCAGUCCCUCGGCCCGUACCAUUGCUUCACCAGCGAUGGCUCAAGACACGGACGGAGAAGAUGGGGAGGACCAACCCAAUGCGUCCUCUCCUAUGGACACCGGUCGAGAUGGUUUUGGUGACAACCAUCUCGUGCGUGCACCGGGGUCCGCCCGACUCGCCUUCCAGAAUAUUAACACUAUUCCUGAUGCGUCGGACGACCCUAAACAAGCACAGCUGAACCACUGGAUUCGAAGCGAACGUGUGGACUUUUUACUUCUGGCUGAAUUGAAUAAAUUCUGGCCAGCAAUUACACCAACCAACCGAUGGCGUGAACGCGCCAGUACUAUGGCUCGGAAGGGCGAAGGUUCCCACUCGGCGGUGGCCUACAACACCCAUCAACCACGGACUGCCCAUUCGACCACCCAAUUUGGGGGCUGUUCUACUUCUGCCUUCAACGAAGUCUCCCAUCGAGUCCGGUCCAGUGGCGACGAUAGCUUGGGGCGAUGGGCUUGGAUCCGACUUCAUGGCCGAACACGAGGCGUUGGCCAGCGCGACUUGGUGGUCAUCUCUGCCUACCGACCAAACCCACCCAACGACGGGCAUCAAACCGUGUGGUUCCAACACAAGGCCCAUUUCAGCCGCACCCACCGCGACGCUGAACCCAGGGAAGCUUUCAUCAAGGACCUCUCGACGGCAAUCAACACCUGGCGCGACGACGGUUGUUCCAUCAUCUUGGGCAUCGAUGCCAACGAUGACUUGUCCUCCUACUCCCCGAAGUCUUUCCGUUUUCGGAUGAGCGAAGUGGGACUGAUCGAGGCGAUCCAGUCUAAGCACCCAGGGUCCCAUCAGGCCACUUACCAGCGAAACCUACGUGGGUAUCCGAUUGACGGUAUCUUUGCGACGCCUGACGUGCCCAUCUUGGCCGCCGGGUACUACCCUUUUGACGAACACGUUGCCUCCGAUCAUCGUGGCCUGUGGAUCGACUUUGACUUGCGCAGUCUCCUUGGCGGACACAAACCUACAAAAUCCACCCAUGUCCCACGCCGGCUGGUGAUGCAUAACAAACGGGUGGUUCAACGAUACGUCCAAUUGGCGGAGCAGGGUUACAUGCGGUACAAUAUUCCCGGCCGUCUUUCUACCCUGGGAUUCGACGUUGCCCGACAGCAGGGCGGCAUCACCAAAUCCCAAUCGGUCAGAUUCGAUCGGAUACACGCCGAUGCCUACACAGUUCGACGAUUGGCGGAGCAGAACUGCAGGAAGUUGUCGAUGGGUGGGGCGGAAUGGUCCCCGCAAGGCCAAUCCAUUCGGGAUCGGAUCACCUUGUGGCGGCUUCUCCUCAAGGGUCGACGUCGGUGCCGUGUGAGCUCCAGGAAGGUUCGCCGCCUGCUGCUCAAGACGAACGAACCCUUGGCCUGGAAGAUGACUACAGCUGAACUUGAGACUCACCUCACCCAAGACCUUGGUCGGUAUAGAGAAGCCAAAAGGGGCCUCACUUCUAAAUGGCGGAAGGCCCAUGUCACCACUCGCACCCAGAGCAUUGCUAAAGUCCGUCAUAAAACGGCAAGCCAACGAGAACGAUAUCACCGCUUGCGGUCCAUGAAGCAACGCGAGGAGACCCGUCGGAGACGCAAAGCUCGUUCCUCCGGUUUGUCUGGCGGUCUAAGGGCUAUUCAAGUCGAAAUGGAGGACAGCUCUGGCAAUUGUCGGUUACAGACCAUUACUGACCCGACGUCGGUCGAAGAUGGAUGCAUGCAAGAAAAUAGGGCCCGGUAUCAACAAACCCAGACCCCGCACUCCACUCCUCCCAUGUCUGAGCCUCUCUACACUAUGUUCACGGGCCCCGACGCCGACAACAACCAACAACUUCUUCUGGAGGGCAAACUCCCCAUCCCUGGUGGCCUUGCUUACCCUACCCAAGCCUUCCUUCGCCACUGUCGACUGCACGACAGUUAUCGGCCUCGUCCUUUCCCCUUGACGGUUGAAGAGCACGUGGACUUUUGGAGCCGCACUCCUGAGAACAAGGGUUCGGAGCCCCACGGCCUCCAUAAUGGCCACUUCAAGGCAGGCGCCCUUUCGGAACUGUUAGCUUCUUGUGAUACGGCGUUUCGGGACCUUCCACUCCGUUCAGGCCACGUUCCGGAACUCUGGAAGAACCUGAUGAACUUUGCGAUUGAGAAGAAGCCUGGCGACUUCCGCCCACAAGGGAUGCGGACCAUCCAGCUGUUCAACUCGGAGGCUCAGGCCAACUACAAGAAGGCGGGUCGGGCGGCAAUGAAGAAUGCUGAGGAGGAUGACAUCAUCCCUAAAGGACAGUGUGGGUCACGAAAGCAGCACCAGUCCAUUGAUCUUGCCCUUUCCAAACGAUUGAUCUGGGACUCGCUCAUCCUGGAACGACGGUCUUCCGGGUGGAUCUCGAACGACGCAAAGUCUUGCUUCGAUCGCAUCGUUCACUGGGUGGCGAAGACGGCCUUGCGGCGAUUCGGCCUGCCGGUCACUGUCACCAACCUAAUGUUCGAUAUCUUGGCAAAGGCGAAACACAGAGUCCGAACUGGCUUUGGCGACUCGGAUCGGACCUUUGGGCCCACUGGCAAUGUUCCCUUCCAGGGCUGCGGCCAAGGCAAUGGCGCAGGCCCAUGCAUCUGGGUGGCGAUCAGUGCAAUCCUCAUUGACGCCAUGGAGGCCGAGGGAUUUGGGUACAGGAGCAGCACUGCCCUCACCAACGAGGAGUUCUUCGCUUCGUGCUUCUGCUUUGUGGAUGUCAUGGAGUCCAACGACAACGUGGAGACGACUGGCGAAGACCUCCUCCCGUCGGUACAGUCGGCUUUGGACCUUUGGUCGGGUGGCAUCAGUGCCACUGGUGGAGCUAUCAACCCGGCGAAGUCCUUCUGGUGGCUGAUUGAUUUCAAAUGGCGGCCGUCCUCUGGCACAUGGGUGUUUCGAAGGAAGGCUGAAAUGCCUGGCGAACUGACCCUCCGAGACCCGACUGGGCCGUGGGCGACACUACGACGCCUCCAACCCGACGAAGCUGAACGGACCCUGGGCGUCAUGAUGGCCCCACUUGAGACCGGAACCGCACAACACCUUGCCCUGCGGGAGAAGGCCAAGAACUGGGCAGCCAAGUUCCGUCCCCAACAUCUACUUUGCUAUGACGUUCUUCCGUUGCUCAAGGCAACCGCCUUGAAAACCUUGGAGUACGUGAUGCCCCUUUCCACGCUGGGCCGCUCCGACUGGGUGUCCAUCAUGUCCCCGAUCCUCCAAGCGAGUUUGCACAAAGCCGGGGUUUGCCGUUCCUUUCCCCGCGUUGUGGUCUUCGCCCCUCUGAAGUACCAGGGAUUGGGUAUCCCGCAUCCUUACGCCCUUCAAGUCUUCCACCAUCUCAGUGUUCUGAUGCGCCAUUCGGCCAACCGCACCAAGACCGGCCAGUACCUAGAGGCCAACCUACAGUCCCACCAACUCGAAACGGGCACCUCCUUUCCCCUU
Cylindrotheca closterium is the source of this 4494-nucleotide messenger RNA. Lineage: Eukaryota; Bacillariophyta; Bacillariophyceae; Bacillariales; Bacillariaceae. The record is from the annotation of a GenBank genome assembly.